Saccostrea echinata is the source of this 1203-nucleotide messenger RNA. Its product is annotated as prostaglandin E2 receptor EP4 subtype-like. Gene Ontology annotation, cellular component: plasma membrane. Lineage: Eukaryota; Metazoa; Mollusca; Bivalvia; Ostreida; Ostreidae. Gene Ontology annotation, molecular function: G protein-coupled receptor activity. Bases 1 to 1203 code for a protein of 400 amino acids. Gene Ontology annotation, biological process: inflammatory response; positive regulation of cytosolic calcium ion concentration; adenylate cyclase-activating G protein-coupled receptor signaling pathway. The record is from RefSeq and is a predicted model, not a curated record. The transcript is spliced from 2 exons.
AUGCAAAGCGAAAAUAUCACCACUACCACUGAGGACAUUACUAUGAUACCUAUGUCCACAACAACACAUGUUUAUGAGAACGCAGCACCUGUGACUCUUCUGUUUAUAUUCGGAGUGGUUGGAAACGCAAUUGCUCUUAUAGUUUUGUGCUGCUCUGCCAAAACUCACAAAUGGCGCCCGUUUUACAGAUUUGUUUGCGGUCUUGCUAUCUCCGAUGGGGGAGGAAUUUUAGCUUCCUAUCCCUUUGCAGAAUACCGUUACAUAUCUAAAUUCAAUUAUACCUUUCCAAAGCCAUUGUGUGAUUACCUAGGCUUCGUAUUCAUGUUCACACUGAUGUCUUCUGCUAUGAUCGUGUGUUGUAUGUCAUUUGACCGCUUCUUUGCAACUUUCUAUCCAUUCCUUUAUAACUCUUCUAAGAAAGAACUCCGAACUAAUAUCACACUCGGAGUUGUAUGGUGUUUAUCGGGGAUCCUCUGCAGUCUUCAUCUGUAUGGAUUUGGAUCAAGCAAAAAUGUCUAUCCUGGUUCGUGGUGUUUUCUGAACUUUAUUGAGUUAAAAAAUAGCACAAUUCACCCAAAGGCAAGAGAGAACAUCAUAUACUCCUACAUAUAUGCCAUAACUGGAGUUAUAGUUGUCUUUCUGACCAUCAUAAUUAAUAUGGCGGUUGUGGUCUUCUUCGUCAGGAACAGAAUUGUCCAGAGGAAGAGAAGCAGAAAACGAGAUCUGCACGUGAUUGUAUUCCUCCUGGUCAUCGUCACGGUGUUCACAUCCUGUUGGGCACCUCUUAUGGUAAACAUACUUCAGCAUGCUUCUGGUGCUAUUGAAGAAGAAGGUAAAACGGAACUUAAUCUACUGCGCAUGGGCGUCACAAAUUCUGUUGUAGAUCCAUGGAUAUAUAUUCUUUUCCGGAAAGAAGUUCUCCUUCUUUUGCUGGGUGGUAUGGAACGUUUGGUCGGGAAGAAAUUUGAAAUCCGCCACGAAUUGACCGGAAUGUCAGGAACUGGGGAUACAAGCAAAGUGUCGGCAUCAAACCGUACUCCAAGUACUAAACUAUCAGAUGACGGCGGGGUAUAUAAAGGGUCGGCAUCAAACCGUUUUUCAAGUACUAAACUAUCAGAUGACGGCGGGGUAUAUAAAGGGUCGGCAUCAAACCGUUCUUCAAGUACUAAGCUAUCAGAUGACGGCGGGGUAUAUAAAGGGUGA